AUGUCAGUGUAUAGUGGAUUUUCUACGCGAUAUUUUGAAUCUUAAUAUAACUAGCUACUUUAAUUACUUUUAGUCACUUUAUGCAAAAGGUUAUUAAAAUUUUAUAAUAAUGAAGAAUGCAAUGAAAUUGGUUUCAAAAAAGCAAUCUCCUCAACUGUUGGAGGAAUGAAAUAGUUAGAGUUAAGGUAUCAAGUUGAAUAUUCUAGUAAAUAUUUAGAUCCUAAAUUUUCUGCAAGUAUCAAACCAUUGGAAGACUAUUUAUCCAAACCGAAAGAAUAUUUAAAAUAAACCUCAUAAAUUUUAACAAACCAUUUUUCAUAAGAUUCUGAUAUAAGUGUGAUUCAUUAAAAUGAGUAAUAAAUCACUCCAAUUUCCUCCAUAAAAUAAAGAAAGAGAAUUCAUAGUUUGAGUUAAACAAAAAGAAAAGAGAUUUAAUUUAGAUAACAGUUAUUAUAAUUGAAUGAAGAGUAACAUCCAAUAAAAUAUUUUAUUCGAACAAGAAAAUAACUUUGA
Molecule: messenger RNA, 513 nt
Organism: Paramecium sonneborni
Lineage: Eukaryota; Ciliophora; Oligohymenophorea; Peniculida; Parameciidae
Source: the annotation of a GenBank genome assembly